AUGACCAUUGCCCUCUUCCUCCAGGCGAUUGCCUUCUACGUGCCCCACUAUAUUUGGGGACAAUUUGAAGGAGGGCUAGUGGAGAAUCUCGUUUCCGGUCUGGAGCAGCCCAUUGUCGAUCCGGAGCUGAGAACGGCAAAGCUGCACCAGCUGACGGCUUUCUUUGAGCGCACUCGCAAAUUGGCCAACAGUAAAGGAAUAGGAAGGGGAGUUGACUCACAUGGGCGACUUUUCGCCGGCCAUCUCCUCUCCGAGGUGCUCAAUCUUCUGAACGUACUGGGGCAGAUUGUCUUUCUGGAUCGUUUUUUGGGUGGGCAGUUCUUUGGCUACGGUUGGCGGGUGGUCACCUCCCAGCAGUGGAAGUUGCCCUUUUCCUCUUCUGCUUUGAGCGACCCAAUGCUAGAGGUCUUUCCGAGUGUGGCCAAGUGCGCCAUGGACAGUCUAGAUCAGAACAAUACCUCAUCUCACACAGUCUGUUUACUGGCAGAGAACAUCCUUGCCGAGAAAAUGUACCUUUUUCUCUGGUUCUGGUUGUACGCCCUCCUCCUAGCCACCGUCUGUUCACUGGCCUUCAGCACCGCCUUUCUUCUUCGUCCUUCAGCUCGAAGCACCUUCAUCCGUCAUCACUGUCGCCUUCUGUCCAGGCAUUGUCUCGAUGAGGUGCUUUUUGGUGCAGGUGAUGGCAAUCACAGCAGAAGUUCAUCUCUCAAUGAAGCCUUUCUGCUGUACCUGCUGGCAAAAAACCUUUCGCCGAUUCACUGUCUCGACUUGGUGGCCAGUCUGCAGAAGUUGUCGGUGGACGACUGCACUGGCAGUAAACAUCAGCUGCACCAGCAACAGCAGCAGCAGUUUUACUUUCCCGCCAAUGUCGAAGAAGAGUGCGAGAAGAUCAUCACUAUUAAUAGCGAAUAA
This is a messenger RNA of Rhagoletis zephyria (snowberry fruit fly), 912 nucleotides long. RefSeq names its product innexin inx2-like. NCBI's taxonomy places the organism in Eukaryota, Metazoa, Arthropoda, Insecta, Diptera, Tephritidae. Gene Ontology annotation, molecular function: gap junction channel activity. Gene Ontology annotation, cellular component: plasma membrane; gap junction. The record is from RefSeq and is a predicted model, not a curated record.